Dracunculus medinensis (Guinea worm) is the source of this 1218-nucleotide messenger RNA. The record is from the annotation of a GenBank genome assembly. NCBI's taxonomy places the organism in Eukaryota, Metazoa, Nematoda, Chromadorea, Rhabditida, Dracunculidae.
AUGGGUAGCGAAGUGAAAAGUAACGAUGAACUGAAAGAAAUAUGUAAAGAAAAUGUUAAAAAAAAUAAUGUGCAAGAGGCGAAAGUUACUUUUCUUGAUGCAACGCAACAUUCUUUCUUUAUUAAAAAACGUGCAACUGGUGGUGAACUUUUUAACGAAGUCGUAUCGUAUAUUCAUUUGAAUGAAAAGGAAUACUUUUCACUUUCAUUUGGUGACAAUACUGGUACUCAGUUAUGGCUUUGCAACGAUAAACGAAUUUCGAAACAAUUGAAAGGCGAACCUUGGAUAUUUAAUUUUCGUGUGAAGUUUUAUCCAGUCGAUCCAACUACGCUUAACGAUGAUUUAACACGUUAUCAAAUGUGCCUUCAAAUACGUAGUGACAUUUAUAGUGGAAAAAUAUCAGCAACAUUUGCAACUUAUGCAUUGCUUGGAUCUUAUAUAGUUCAGUCGGAAUUUGGUGAUUAUAGUGUUUCGCCUGAAUAUGAUAGUUUUUUGCGAAAUAUUCAUUUAGCUCCAGUUUUAAGUGAUGCUUUACUUGAUAAAGUUCAAAGUCUACAUAAGCAACACAAAGGUCAGAGUCCAGCUGACGCUGACCUCCAAUAUUUAGAAAAUGCUAAAAAACUAAGUUUAUAUGGAAUAUCAACAACACUUGCAAAGGAUAGUAAAGGUAAUGCGGUGGCUUUCGGUAUUGGCGCUCACGGUAUUCAUAUAUAUCAAGAUCGAAUUCGGAUUUAUCGUUUUAUUUGGCAAAAUAUUAUAAAAAUUGCAUAUAAACGUAAUAUAUUCACCAUAAAAUUACGACGGGGUGAAUUAGAAAAAAAUGAGACCAAUAUUUCUUUCAAAUUCGCAGAUUACGAAACUGCUAAACGAGCUUGGAAAUUCGCUGUCGAGAAUCAUACUUUCUUCAGGUUGAUUCGACCUGACGAGAAACCGCGUAAAGGGUUUUUGCAUUGGGGAUCGGGUAAAUUCAGUUAUCAGGGCCGAACUCAAUUCCAGUCAAAAAUGGCAUCACAGAUGUUUGGUAAUUCAGCGCCAAACAUUCAGCGAUCUCAGAGUGCUCGAUUUUCGUGUAAAAGUGAUGGAAAUGGUGCGUUUUUUAAUUUACUACCAAUGUUAGAAAUUUAUAUAGAGUCUGAGAAUUUUCUCUUAAUAAAGUCAAUAUCACAUAACACAUCGCAUUUCAUCGAAUUCAAUUUGCAACGAUUGAAUUUCUUGUGA